AUGGCUUCGUUACGAACCACGGAGCACACCAAGCAACCCAUUCUUGCCGACGAGGUCCAGACAUUCAAAGCUCUCAUCACGAUCCACAAGGUCCUCCAGGAAGGCCACCCAUCUGCUAUUAAGGAAGCCAUGGCCCACCGUGGAUGGAUCGAUGGUUUGAAUCGUGGCAUGACGGGCGAGGGAAUCCGUGGCUACGCACCGUUGAUUAGUGAAUAUGUUUACUACUUGCUUGCAAAGCUUUCGUUUCAUCAGCAGCAUCCCGAAUUCAACGGCACGUUUGAAUACGAAGAGUAUCUCAGCUUGAAAGCAAUCAAUGAUCCGAAUGAAGGCUACGAGACCAUCACCGAUCUUAUGGUCUUGCAGGACAAGAUUGAACAAUUUCAGAAACUGAUCUUCUCCCAUUUCAGACACGUCGGCAACAAUGAGUGCCGUAUUUCUGCCUUGGUACCGCUUGUGCAGGAGAGUUACGGCAUCUACAAGUUUAUCACCAGCAUGCUCCGAGCCAUGCACUCAAUCACGGGAGACGACGAAGCUUUGCAGCCUCUUCGAGAAAGGUACGACGCUCAGCACUAUCGGCUUGUCAAGUUUUACUACGAAUGCUCGAACCUCCGCUAUCUUACCAGCCUAAUCACCAUUCCCAAGCUGCCCCAGGAUCCCCCGAACCUGCUCGCAGAUGACGAUGAAGCUCCGGCUCUGCCUGCCAGACCCAGGCAAGAAAUUGAAAGACGACCGACGCCUCCUGUAGAGCCAAAGUCUCAGGAACCUGACGAGAUAUCCGAAUUUUGGAAGAACGAGCUUGAUCGUCAGAAUCGAGAGUAUGAGGAACAGCAGAGAGUCCUUGAAGAGAGACAGCAGGCGGCGUUACUAGCUCAGCAGCAAGCUCAACAACAGGCACAGCGCGAUUUUGAGGAGCAGCAACGCCGGCUAGCAGAGCAGCAGCAGCGAGAGCAGGAAGCUCUUUUGGCACAGCAGGCUCAGUGGCAGACGCAGGGUCGUUUGGCCGAGUUGGAAAGAGAAAACCUCAACGCUCGGGCACAGUAUGAACGGGACCAAUUGAUGCUCCAGCAGUAUGACCAGCGAGUGAAAGCCCUGGAAGGAGAGCUGGCGCAUAUUCAGAACAGCCUUGGCCAACAAAUUACGAGCAAGGAUGAUCAAAUCCGAGCUUUGCAAGAGCAGGUCAAUACGUGGAGGACAAAGUAUGAAUCCCUUGCAAAGCUGUACUCCCAAUUGCGUCAUGAGCAUCUGGAUCUUCUGCAAAAGUUCAAAGCAGUUCAACUGAAGGCUGCCAGUGCUCAGGAGGCUAUCGACAAAAGGGAGAAAUUGGAGCGUGAAAUCAAGACCAAGAACCUCGAGUUGGCCGACAUGAUUCGCGAGCGAGACCGGGCUCUCCAUGACAAGGACCGACUCAGCGGCAGCAAUAAAGAUGAAGUUGAGAAGCUCAAGCGGGAGCUUCGUAUGGCUCAAGACAGGGCCGACAACUUGGAACGCAGCAAGGGUAACGAGUUAUCGACAAUGCUCGCCAAAUAUAAUCGCGAGAUGAGCGACCUGGAGGAGGCUCUUCGCAACAAGUCCAGAGCUUUGGAAGAUUCGCAAUCCAGGAUGAGAGAUGGGAACUCUGACCUUGAGCAGCUUUUGCGAGACAAGGAAGUGGAGCUUGAGGUCUACAAGGCUGGCAUGGAUGAAGCGCUGGUCAAGUUGAACGACCUUGAGAAGAACCAGGGCGAGACAGAUCAUGCUCUGGAUGGACAAAUUGAUGCUCUAAUCUUGUCUAACCUUGACAAGAUCAAUGCUAUCAUUGAUUCCGUCCUGGAAGCCGGGGUAUCUCGAGUCGAUGAUGCCUUGUAUGAACUCGACUCGUCUAUGCAAGCUGGUAACCAGAAUGCUUCGCCGUCAUUCGUCUUGUCUCAAAUCGAAAAAGCUUCAGACAGUGCAACUGAGUUUGCAACAGCCUUUAAUAGCUUUAUUGCUGAUGGUCCAAACAGCACUCACAAGGAGCUCAUCAAGGCGAUCAGUGUCUUUGCGGGAGCGGUUGCAGAUGUUUGUAGCAACACCAAGGGUCUUAGUAGACUAGCAACUGAUGACAAGAAGACGGAUUCUCUGAUGAACGGUGCACGGCAAUCGGCUGAAUCUAGCAUUAAGUUCUUCCGCAACUUGCUCAGUAUCCGACUGGAGGAACUGGAGACGGAUCAGAAGAUCGAUGUGGUUAUCAAUAGGAAUCACGACGUGCAGAUGAAUCUACAGAAGCUCAACAAACUUGUUGAAGCAUUUGCACCCGGCUUCGGCAGGCUCACAAACAACAAGGGGGAUCUUGGAGAUUUGGUCGAUUCCGAGCUUAACAAGGCCGCCGACGCCAUUGCCGCUGCUGCAGCCCGUCUUGCCAAGCUCAAGAACAAACCCCGAGACGGCUAUUCCACGUACGAGCUGAAGGUACACGACUCUAUCCUGGAUGCCGCCAUGGCCAUUACCAAUGCCAUCACCCGACUCAUCAAGGCGGCAACCGUCACCCAGCAAGAGAUCGUCCAGGCGGGCCGAGGAUCAUCUUCACGAACAGCUUUCUACAAAAAGAACAAUCGCUGGACUGAGGGACUUAUUUCGGCCGCAAAGGCUGUCGCAUCUUCGACCAAUACGCUGAUUGAGACGUCAGAUGGAGUCAUCUCAGACCGAAACAGCCCCGAGCAGCUCAUUGUUGCCUCCAACGACGUGGCCGCAUCAACCGCGCAGUUGGUCGCCGCGAGCAGGGUCAAGGCCGGGUUCCGUUCCCAUAGCCAGGAGAACCUGGAGCAGGCCAGCAAGGCGGUGGGAGCGGCAUGCAGAGCAUUGGUCCGUCAGGUGCAGAACAUGAUUCGUGAGCGUGGGCAGGACGACGAGCAGGAAGAUUACACCAAGCUCGGGGCUCACGAAUUCAAGGUCCGCGAAAUGGAACAACAGCCCCUGAGUAUGAGCAAGUCUGCGAUCAUUGCGGGCUGGGUCCUUGCUGCCGCGGGCACAAAGCCUCGUGUCGUGGAAGCUUCGUGGUAUAUCACCAAGGGCGGCGCCUGCCUGCCACCUUAG
Molecule: messenger RNA, 3051 nt
Organism: Metarhizium acridum CQMa 102
Lineage: Eukaryota; Fungi; Ascomycota; Sordariomycetes; Hypocreales; Clavicipitaceae
Source: RefSeq, a predicted model, not a curated record